Messenger RNA from Rhizoctonia solani, 777 nucleotides. RefSeq names its product ribosomal protein L17. Bases 1 to 777 code for a protein of 258 amino acids. The record is from RefSeq and is a predicted model, not a curated record. Gene Ontology annotation, biological process: translation. Gene Ontology annotation, molecular function: structural constituent of ribosome. NCBI's taxonomy places the organism in Eukaryota, Fungi, Basidiomycota, Agaricomycetes, Cantharellales, Ceratobasidiaceae. The transcript has 5 exons. Gene Ontology annotation, cellular component: ribosome; mitochondrial large ribosomal subunit.
AUGAAGCAUGGGAUAGCAUUUCGAAAAUUAUCACGAACGAGUUCGCAUAGGAAUCUUAUGCUGAGGAACUUGGUCUCGUCUCUCUUGCAGCAUGAGCAAAUUAUGACAACGGUAGCCAAAGCUAAGGAGACUGCAAGGCUGGCUGAGAAGGUUAUUACUUUGGCCAAGAAAGGCACUCUUCCAGCUCGACAAGACGCUGAAGGUUUCCUCCUCAACCCGCACUCCAUUUUGGACAAGCUAUUCACGACUUACCGUGAUCGGUACCUCCAAAGACCAGGUGGAUAUACUCGUAUUCUAAAAUAUGGGCAUCGACAAGGUGACCAUGCCCCAAAGGCGAUACUGCAACUCGUUGAUGGACCGCGAGACUUAAGACUUCAAAUGGCUGGGCGUGCGGUAGGAAGAGAGACAGCUGGCUCUUUUGCGGUCAAUGAACCAGGGAGAGGGCUACGAGAACGGACCAAGUGGGCAGUGGACAAGGCCUUGAAGUUCAGUGGAGAUGAAGGGAAAAAACGGCUGGAGGCGGUUGCUCAAGAACAUGCGAACAAACUCCUUGCGGAACCGCGUGCAUUCUCCGGACUGCUCGAUCGUUCUCUCCCAGUCUCGGAAACAGGAAAGCGAAAAAUUCGCGCAGGAGAGAGGCUAACAGGCAUGAGUACCUCUGCGACGGGUUUAGGUAUUGCCAAGGGUGCGCUUGGGAAAAAGCCCUCUGCGAAGAUACCAGGAUUCUGGCAGAGAGGGUGGCAGCAGAAAGUUGGCCUUCCCGCACCCUCUGCGUAA